AUGGAGGACCUCAAUCGUGAUGGCCAGACCAUCAUCGAUGCUACUAAACCCAUCGCGAUCGAGCGUGAGGAUCCUCUGAGAUCGGCAUCAACCAGUGAUUUCGAUGUCCCUCAUUUUGAUACGAAUGCAACGAAGAGACUGCUUCGCAAAAUGGACAUACGGCUGGUUCCGUUUCUGGCCCUGCUUUACUUGUUGAGCUUUUUGGAUCGUACCAAUAUUGGAAACGCUCGUCUCUUCGGUCUUGAAGCCGAUCUCCGAAUGAAAGGCCUCGAUUACAACAUUGCUUUGGCCGCUUUCUUCCCGACCUAUGUUGCCGCCGAGAUCCCUAGCAACAUGAUGAUAAAGCGUUUUGGAGCAAAGUUCUGGUUCACCACGAUCAUGGUAGUCUGGUCUAUUGUUGUAAUCGCCAUGGGUUUUGUCUCGAACUUCUCCGGACUUGUUGUUGCAAGAGCAUUUCUCGGCCUUGCGGAGGGAGGACUGUUCCCAGGUGUCAGCUAUUAUAUCACCACGUGGUAUCGCCGCCAUGAAUGUGGACUCAGGCUCGCCUUAUUCUUCUCCGCGGCUACGGCUGCAGGUGCAUUUGGUGGCCUGCUUGCCGCCGGAAUUGGUCGAAUGGCAGGCGUUGCAGGACGUUCGGGCUGGUCAUGGAUCUUCAUACUUGAAGGUCUGCUCACUUUGGUUAUAGCCGGCGCUGCUUACUGGAUUAUCGUCGACACACCACAAAAGGCAAACUUCCUUACUCCUGCUGAACAACACGAAGCCAAACGAAGACUUACGGAUGAUCGGAGCGGCCUUUCCGACGACUUCCAGAUGAAGUUUGUGUGGGAUGCACUGCGAGAUUGGAAGAUCUACGUUCACAUGCUUAUCACUCUGGGGGUGUACACUCCAGUGUACUCGAUCUCGCUAUUUCUGCCCACUAUUGUGCGCGGCAUGGGCUACUCGAACGAGCAGUCACAGCUGAUGACCGUGCCACCUUAUGUUACUGGCUGCAUCAUCACUGUCACUGCAGGGUACAUGGCUGAUAGGAUGAAGACUCGUGGCAUUUUCAUGCUUGGUUUCACUCUUCUAGCCAUCGUCGGCUGGGCUAUGCUACUCUCGUCUGGCGCCUCUGCUAUCCAAUACACCGGCACCUUCUUGGCCGUCGCAGGUAUCUUUCCUCUGGUGCCAAUAGGAGUGGCAUGGAAUGGUAACAAUAUCGGUGGAAGCUUGAAGCGAGGGGUUGGGAUUGCAAUGCAUGUUGGCGCUGGCAAUCUUGGUGGAACGAUUGCGGCGUUCAUCUACCUCCCAAAGAGUUCACCGAGGUUCAUCUCGGGGCAUGCCGCAUUAAUCGGCUUGAUAUCGAUGUCAUUCGUGCUGUCGCUCUUCAUGACAAUGUACUUGCGAUGGGAGAACCGACGCCGUGAUCAGUGGGCUUUGGAGAACAAGAUCAUGCCUGAGGAAUACACAGAGGAACAAAAACAUUUGGAGCGAGAGAAAGGGGAUUAUGCGUCAUUUUUUCGAUAUACGGUUUAG
This is a messenger RNA of Coniosporium apollinis CBS 100218, 1512 nucleotides long. RefSeq lists its product as uncharacterized. Gene Ontology annotation, cellular component: membrane. Lineage: Eukaryota; Fungi; Ascomycota; Dothideomycetes. The transcript is spliced from 4 exons. The record is from RefSeq and is a predicted model, not a curated record. Bases 1 to 1512 code for a protein of 503 amino acids. Gene Ontology annotation, biological process: transmembrane transport. Gene Ontology annotation, molecular function: transmembrane transporter activity.